Molecule: messenger RNA, 456 nt
Organism: Clunio marinus
Lineage: Eukaryota; Metazoa; Arthropoda; Insecta; Diptera; Chironomidae
Source: the annotation of a GenBank genome assembly
AUGAAGUUUAUAUUAAGGGUUGGAGUUUCGUUAAUUUUUGUAACUAAUGCUUUGUCAUUAUUUUGUCAUCAUUGCAAAACAACUGAACAAGAACAGUGUAAAAGAGCUCGAAAACUGGGAAAAGAGGAAUGUCAAGAACCAAUUCUUGAUGAUAAGAAAACGAUAAACGCAAAAGCAGUUUGUAUUAAAGUCAGGUUGAACAAAUCAGAAGGUAAGGAGAAGAAAUUGAUUUUAACAAUGAACUUAAAUUUUGGAUAUGUUUCAAGAUUUUGUGGAGAAACUGGCUAUGAUGACAGUUGUGAAUCUGUAAAGACACAUCAUCCUAACAGCGAAUGCUACAAAUGCUUCGAAGACUUCUGUAACGGUUCAUCCAAAACAUCAAUCACUACUUGGUUGAUGAUCUUUUCAAUGUUGAACCUGUCGUUAAUUCUUACAAUUAUCACAUUAAACUCUUGA